Molecule: messenger RNA, 2619 nt
Organism: Camelina sativa (false flax)
Lineage: Eukaryota; Viridiplantae; Streptophyta; Magnoliopsida; Brassicales; Brassicaceae
Source: RefSeq, a predicted model, not a curated record
AAAAGUAUGGCUUUCUCGUCUCGCGAUUCCGAUUCCGAGUACGCUUACCGUUUACAGAUGGAGGAAGCACUCGCCGCUUCUCUCUCUUCCCGAUCUCAACGACCACCGUCUCCGCCUCCGGUUGUUGCCACGUGUGGUAUCGCUAUCGUCGUUGAAGACGAGCCGAAGCCGACGACGACGGCUAAGACAAGUCGAGGUUACGGUUUCGAUUUCAGGAGAGCCGUCGGCGAAGGGAACUCUAAAGGAAAAAGCAGUGUUGUACGUACGGAUGAACGAAACCCUAACACUAUAGUUGGCAACUCGGGAAACACUUCCGGAAACCCUAAUAUCAGACCUUCGUCGGCGGUUCAAUCGGUCGGAAAGGGUAGUUCGAGGGUUCACGCUGCUGGUGGAAGAUUUGAUGGGAACGUGUUGUAUAGGCUUUACUUUAAGGGUUUGGUUAGCGAAGACAACGGGAAGGGGAAGAUAACGGACGUACUCGCUGGAUUUGGGGUUGCUAUUUGUGACCAGAGGGAUAAUUUGUUGUUCGAGAUGAAGGGACCAUUGAUUGGCCAUGGUGUGAGUCGUCAGGGAGCAGAGCUCAAGGCAUUGAUUCGAGGACUUACCGAAGCUUCGAAGUUGGGGAUCAAACAUAUCGCUUUUUGUUGUGAUUCUUUUCCUAUUUUCCAAUACGUUAGGGGAAAGUAUGUGGCUAAGCAAAAGAAGAUUUCGCUGUUGUUGAAUGAUCUACAAACCAUCAUGGGAGACUUUUUAUCUAGUCAGCCUGUUCUGGUGGCUGGAAAUGAUGUGAAAUUUGCUUAUAAGCUUGCAAGGGAAUCAAUACUUGCUAAGGUCACUCCUCAUGAAGAUCCUCGCCAAGCAAAAGCAACUAGGAAAGAGGAGUGUGCUAUCUGUUUCAACGACAUCUAUGCUGAGCGCAUGUUUUCUGUUGACAAAUGCCGUCACCGCUUUUGCUUUCAAUGUGUGAAACAACAUGUAGAGGUGAAGCUGCUUCACGGAUUGGUUCCGAAAUGUCCUCACGAUGGCUGCAAGACUGAGCUGGUUAUCGAUGCCUGUGGCAAGCUUCUGACUCCAAAACUGAGUCAAAUGUGGCAACAAAGAAUCAAAGAGAAUGCAGUACCUGUCACAGAGAGGGUUUACUGCCCUUUCCCGAGGUGCUCGGCUUUGAUGUCCAAAACCAAGAUUGCUGAAACUGCCAAGAGCUUACUGUCUGUUUAUCCCAAAUCUGGAGUUAGGAGAUGUGUCGAAUGUCGUGGCCUCUUCUGUGUAGACUGUAAAGUUCCGUGGCAUGGAAAUCUAUCCUGCACCGAGUAUAAGAAAUUGCAUCCUAACCCUCCAGCAGAUGAUGUGAAGCUAAAGUCUCUUGCUAAUAAUAAGAUGUGGCGCCAAUGUGGCAAGUGCCAACACAUGAUUGAACUGACACAAGGGUGCAAUCACAUAACUUGCAGAUGUGGGCAUGAGUUUUGUUACAAUUGCGGAGGUGGAUGGAACAAGAAAACGGAGACUUGUGUAAAACGCUGCCCAACCUGGGAUGAAGCAUACAUCAUCACACGUCAAGAUCCAGUGCGUGCCAAUGUGGCUCCUAACAACUACUUUGAUGAUAUCAUCACACGUCAAGAUCCAGUGCGUGCCAAUGUGGCUCCUAACAACUACUUUGAUGAUGUCAUCACACGUCAAGAUCCAGUGCGUGCCAAUGUGGCUCCUAACAACUACUUUGAUGAUGUCAUCACACGUCAAGAUCCAGUGCGUGCCAAUCUGGCUCCUAACAACUACUUUGAUGAUGUCAUCACACGUCAAGAUCCAGUGCGUGCCCAUCUGGCUCCUAACAACUACUUUGAUGAUGAUGACGAGGAUGAGGAUGAUGAUGAUGAGGAUGAUUACGACUAUGAUGACUUCCUCCUUCAUUUUGGGCAUGCAAUGAAUGAUCCUAAACCUGAUGAGCCCUUCGACCCCUUCUUUGACUUGCCAGAUGGUGUGAUCUUUACCCCCGAUAUGCUGUCUCCCAAGAGUCGUCGCCAAUUGUACCAGUCGGAUGAUGAUGAUUCAGAUGAUAAUGCUCCUGCAAAUGAGUUUGGGGAAUACUAUACCCGUAAUGAUCUGGAAGCACAGAGUGCUAAUGCGAUGAAUGAUCCUAAGCCUGAAGAGCCCUUCGACCCCUUCUUCGACUUGCCAGAUGGUGUGAUCUUUAACCCCGAUAUGCUGUCUCCCAAGAGUCGUCGCCAAUUGUACCAGACGGAUGAUGAUGAUGCAGAUGAUAAUGCUCCUGCAAAUGAGUUUGGGGAAUACUAUACCCGUAAUAAUCUGGAAGCACUCUGUGCUAAUGCAGAUGAAGAUGACGAAUACUUUGGAAAGUAUGGAAGGUACACUGGAGGACUACACGAACCCUUUCCAUCCUGACUAUCCUCAUUUCUGAGAUUUGGUUUGGCACCAAAGUUGGUAUCUUUUGCUUUUGUAUUUUCCACGUCCAAACUCUUUCCUAUGCUCUCUCUCUCUCUUUAAUCUUUUUUUGAGGUUCAUGCUUUUAUGACUUUUUGUGCUGUAUGACGGAUGUAUGAGUUUGGGUAAUCUUUGAAUUUGUAGACAACUUGGGUUUAAAGUUAGGGCAAUGUUUUCGUUUUA